This is a messenger RNA of Striga asiatica, 1419 nucleotides long. NCBI's taxonomy places the organism in Eukaryota, Viridiplantae, Streptophyta, Magnoliopsida, Lamiales, Orobanchaceae. The record is from the annotation of a GenBank genome assembly.
UUCUACAGGUGACAAUGUCGAGGAUAUAUCUGCCGAUUAAGGAAAUUACGGAAAACACCAACAACUGGACUGCGCUUAUCCAGGUUGUUGAGAAGCCACCCGUUCAUCAAAGCAAAAAUGAUUCAACGAUGCAUUAUCGCAGAUACUUAUUCACAGAUGAAGAGGGCACAAAAGUUGCUGCAGUUGUUUACAACACUGACAUCGACGAAUUUGCACCACCGUUGCUCAUGCCAUACAAAAGAUACUACGUUUCCGGAGCAAAAGUACGUCCAGAGAUACCACUGUAUCAGGUUGGUGAUUACAAGUACAAAUGGACUCUGGUCAAAGGUACAAAUGUUGAAGAAUAUGAAGAACCCCUGCCCCCACAACUUCCGUGCUCAAUUGAAAUUCAUCCAAUGAAACCAAUGCUUCUUACACUAUGGAAUCAGUUCGAGACAGACCACGGCGACAACAAAUCUUUAUGGUCAGCCACGUGCAGCAACUGCCGCAAGAAUUACAAUAUGCCGCCAAACACGGCAAUGAAAUGUCGAAGCUGCCAGGCAAAUACUUACGUUGAAGCAAGGUGUCGGAUUCCAAUGGUGAUUAAAGAUGAAACAGGAACUUUAUAUGCAAUGAUCUAUGGGACUGAUGCAGAGAAAAUUAUCCCAUUCAGCGGGAAUGAUUUGUAUGAAGCAGAGAAAAAUGGCCAAGACUUAAAAGGUGAAAUUGAAGCAUUAAUAGAAAAGCACAGAGUUGUUUGUUUCAUUAAGUAUACCGAGUCUGCUUAUCAUACAAUUCUAAAGCUCUAUACCGCUGACGACAUGAACACCGAGAAGAAUAUGCUUGAAGACCAACCCCCCAGAAAAGACACACCCAGUUCAUUAUCACCUCAGGUUGUGGAAAAGCAACUCUUCACCCCAACACUCAAAAAUGUACUCCAGUCUGUUUCCAUGAAAAUUGAGAAAGAUCCAAGCAUAGGAAGUUCAGAAACACUUGUUAAGAAACGCAUCAACUUUGAAAGCCAACCAACAGCCUCUUCCUCAAUCACAACUGCCGCGCCAUCAAAACAAGCUUCACCAAAAUCAAGCCAGUUCAAUCCUGAAACACAUGCAGAUCUACCUGCCAGCCCUUCAAAGAAAAGUCGACCCAAGAUGGAUUGACGCCUCGACACCUCCAGCUUUUGACUUUUGGCUCACCACCUCAAGCUUUUGACUUUUGAACUAGAAAAACAUGACGAAUGGAUGCUUCUUUUGUGUGCAAAUUCGAAAUUUGAAGGAUUAGAAAAACCUAGCUAAAAACUUAUAUUUUUGUGGUCAAAUCCUUUACAGAAUUAGAAACAUCUAUAUACAUAUAGAUGCUUUUGGAUUCUGUAAAAGGAAAAUACUCAAUGUGCUAUGCUAAUGACUAUGCUUUUGUAUAUGAAUCUUUUGAUCAUCCAAU